AUGUCCAUCACAACACAAGCUCUUGUCUCGAGACAAGUCAACUCAUCGGUGGAGUUGGAGAACAUUGUUCUUGACUCGUUACGCCCAGAUGAAGUUUUGGUCGAGAUACAUGCCACAGGAGUCUGCCACACCGAUUUCGCAUGCAUGAAUGGAACUCUGCCCGCAGUGUUUCCCAGCGUGUUUGGACACGAAGGCGGCGGCGUGAUUUUGGAUGUGGGAAGAAACAUCAAGCACCUGCAGAAACAAGACAGAGUCCUACUCAGCUUCGACUCCUGCGGCUCGUGUGUACAAUGCGAUUCCAAACACCCGGCCUACUGCCAAGAAUGGGCUCAACGCAACUUUGGACAGAAAAGAAUGGAUGGAAGUCUUUCACUGGCUACCCCCGAUGGAACCAAGAUACAUGGAAACUUCUUUGGCCAGAGCUCAUUUGCCCGCCAUACCAUUGUCAGUGGUAAUUCUGUUGUCAAGGUUCCAUCCGACACGCCUCUUGGUGUCUUUUCUCCACUUGGCUGCGGUGUCCAGACAGGUGCAGGAGCUAUAUUGAACACUCUAGAUGUGCAAGCUGGCAAGACCGUUGCCAUCUUUGGUGUUGGCUCAGUGGGCAUGAGCGCAGUCAUGGCGGCGAAAAUGAGGGGGGCCAGCGUGAUUAUCGCAGUCGACCUACAAACUCAAAGAUUGGAGUUGGCCAAAGAGCUGGGAGCUACCCAUACAGUUAUUGGCUCAGAUGAAGAUGUUGUCGCACAGAUCCAGAAGAUCUCUGGAUCGAAUGGCGUUGACUACUCUGUUGACUGUGCUGGUAUCCCCAGUGUUGUCGAGAAGGCUUUGGAUUGUCUUGGAACUCGAGGAAAGGCUGCAACUGUAGGCGCUCCGGCACCUGGAAAGCGCGCAGGAGUUGAUGUCUUUGCUCAUUUGGUCAUGGGGCGCCAAUACAUUGGAUGUUGUGAAGGCGACAGCGAUCCCCAAACAAUGCUGCCUUAUCUGAUCGAGCAGCAUAGCAAGGGUGAAUUUCCCCUUGACAAGAUCGUGUCAUUCUACAAAGUGGAAGAUUAUGAGACUGCUUUCAAGGAUAUCAAAGUUGGCAAAGCUCUCAAGGCUGUCCUGCUCUGGAACUAG
Messenger RNA from Penicillium brevicompactum, 1113 nucleotides. RefSeq names its product NAD(P)-dependent alcohol dehydrogenase. The coding region runs from base 1 to 1113 and encodes 370 amino acids. Gene Ontology annotation, cellular component: cytosol. NCBI's taxonomy places the organism in Eukaryota, Fungi, Ascomycota, Eurotiomycetes, Eurotiales, Aspergillaceae. Gene Ontology annotation, biological process: formaldehyde catabolic process. The record is from RefSeq and is a predicted model, not a curated record. Gene Ontology annotation, molecular function: zinc ion binding; S-(hydroxymethyl)glutathione dehydrogenase [NAD(P)+] activity. The transcript has 3 exons.